AUGGGCACAGCUUGCUAUAAGGGCCCUACAACUCUGCAACGAGAUCCAGGGUCGCAUGUGGAGCACCAUGACUCCCCUGCGUCAAUUCAAAUAGGAAUGCGUUACAUAAGCAAUUUAAUACGUUCUAUGCUGGCCAUGUUUCUCUUAACUGGACUGAAACAAACGUACUUCCGCACCCGAGUCUUCUGUUGCACUUCUCCUUUUCACGUUCUGCCUGAGGAGUUGCUGCGUAAAAUCGAGAAGAAAGACUUGCCUUUCGACCGGUACUAUGACUUGACAUCAACUGAAAUAGGCGAACUUGUGAGAGUGCCGAAGAUGGGAAAGCUACUUCACCGCCUGAUUCACUCUUUCCCGAAACUGGAGCUUGCAGCGUUUGUGCAGCCACUUAGCCGGUCUUGCCUUGUUGUUGAGCUGACCAUUACCCCAGAUUUCCAGUGGGACCCGAAAAUCCACGGCAACGGCGAGGUGUUCUGGAUCAUUGUGCACGACGUCGACUGCGAGCAGAUUCUCCACCAUGAGAUGUUCAUAUUACCAGCGUUCCAAGGAGAAGUUGAACAUACGCUAACUUUCACGCUGCCUGUGACCGACCCGAUUCCUCCCAGUUACAGCAUCCGCGCCAUUUCAGAUCGCUGGCUUCACUCCACGGCGUCAUUGCCCAUCUCCUUCAGAAACCUCAUCUUGCCAGAGAAACCUAUGCCUCACGCAGAGCUGCUGGAUUUGCAGCCACUGCCUGUCUCGUCUCUGCACGAUAAGAAAGCGGAGGAACUGUACAAGAAGGAAGGCAUUAAGGCGUUUAACCCCAUUCAAACACAGGUCUUCUCCACCUUGUACUCGACAAGCGAGCCUGUGCUGCUGUGCUUGCCGCCUACUAGCGGCAAGGAGAUCUGCAUAGAGUUUGCCAUUCUACGGAUGCUCAAGACAGAGCCUGCCAGCGCUUGGAAGGCAGUAUACCUUGCACCUUAUUCAUCUGUAGUACAGGAAACGCUGAGACAGUGGAGCUCCAAACUGGGCAAUGGCCUAGGGCUUAAAAUUGCAGAACUCACGGGUGAUCUGCACGCGGACCUGAAGAUUUUGGAGCAAUCACAUAUCGUGGUGUCUACACCCGACAAGUGGGAUUUCUUAUCUCGUCGGUGGAAGACUCGCAAAGUGUUGCAGUCGAUCCGCCUAUUGGUUGUCGACGAUCUGCAUCUUCUCAACUCUCCAGUAGGCUCUACUCUGGAGGUAUGCCUUUCAAGGAUGCGAUACAUCUCCGCGCAGCUGCCUCAGCCCGUCCGCAUCGUUGCCUGCGCCAAUUCCCUCUCGAAUGCCAAGGACGUCGCAGAUUGGCUCGGGGUAUCCGCUACCGACAGAUCACGUUCGUUGAAAGGCUGA
This is a messenger RNA of Eimeria mitis, 1371 nucleotides long. RefSeq lists its product as uncharacterized. NCBI's taxonomy places the organism in Eukaryota, Apicomplexa, Conoidasida, Eucoccidiorida, Eimeriidae. The coding region runs from base 1 to 1371 and encodes 456 amino acids. The record is from RefSeq and is a predicted model, not a curated record. Gene Ontology annotation, molecular function: nucleic acid binding; ATP binding. Gene Ontology annotation, cellular component: nucleus. The transcript has 7 exons.